AUGGCGGACUGCGCUCCACUAUUAGAUGAGGAACUCUCGUCCUUUGUCUUCAAUUACCUGACAGAAAACUCCGGCAGCCAGUAUGGGGAGGAGGAGGUGUGUUCGGACCGUUUGGACGCUGACUUCCCGGACAUUGACCUCUCCCAGCUGGACACCAGCGACUUCGACAGUGUCAACUGUCUCAGUGAGCUGCAGUGGUGCAACGAUCAGCCUGCGGACGCGUCACCGGCCUCCAUCCACUAUAGUACAUCAGAUGAGCUCUUCGAGAUAGGAGAGGAGAAUGCGGCGCUGCUCGCCGCCCUGACCGACAGUUUGGAUGGCAUGGUGGAUGCUGAGGUGAGUGGGCUCUCCGUCUUCCCCGCCCUGGAAGAGGAGCCUGACCAGGAAGAGGAGGAAGAGGAUGGUCUUCCUCUCACGGCUGAGGACUUCAGCCAGUCCCUGGGGGCCGAGACAGAAGACCCAUCACUACUGAAGAAGCUGCUCCUGACUCCUCCCAACGUGCCCGCGGGCAUCGACGCACACAAAGAUGGAGUCCAUGGCCAUCGCUAUAGCAACAGAAGCCUGCAACUACGGCCGGUCAGACCUCUGGUCAAGAGUGACCUUCCUCAGGAGCGGAAGCCCCGGGCAGUGCGUCCAGCAGGGCGCCUCUGCACCGAGCUCCAUCGUCACCUCACCACCGCCCAGGACGCAGAGGACUUCCCGACCCCCGACACAGAGGAGGACGAAGAGGAAGAAGAGGACGAGGACAGUGAGUCGGAGGAGGAUGAAGAGGAGGAAGGGGAAGAGGAGGAGGAGGAGUCUUCCAGCAGUGAGGUGGAGGGCGCAGCAGUUGCGGCUGCUGUCCCCGCUGAGCCAGCUAAGCCUCAGUUCAGCUCAGAGAAAGAACUGCACUCGGUGGUGGAGCUGAUCACGUACAUGCACACCUACUGCCUGCCCACGCGUAAGCAGCAGGGCUGGGAGCGCAAGGACCGUGACCUCCCGAGGUCUCGGGCCCGACCUGAGGCCUCCCGCCCGGCCACCACAAACUCUCACAGCAGAGUCGUCUUGGUGGCCACCCCUGGGACUAGUGGGGGCUUGACUGGGACAGGCAGUGGCACCCCGAGAAGGCUCCCCUUUGCAAGGCAGAGGGAGAUGAAGGCCAACUCCCUUCUCCGUGAGCUCCUGCAGCAGAGCAGCUCUUUUGAUGUGAGCAAGCCUUACAGACUGCACAGUCCGCCCUACUCCCACUCACACAGCCCCAACAGAGGAUUAUCUGCCCCUUCCGCCCUGGCUAAAUCAGCCCCAGCCCCAUCCCCCAGCUCCACCAACCCUAAACCUGAGCUUUGUAAAGACUCUUCCUCCCCUGAAAGGAGAAACUCCUCCUCUGAGGCGUCUCAGAGACCAGAGGAGACUGCAGAAGACAGUGGCUCCUUCUCAGUCCGGCGUUCCCGACGUCUGGCCUCUUUCCCCAGCCGCUUUGCCAAGAGGCUGCGGCCUGGACGGGCGAGGGAAGGUGAGGGGAAGGAAAAACAGGAGAAGGAGGAGGGACGAGCAGGGGUCAAACUCCUGCCAACCCAAGCAGGAGGGGGAACCACGACAGAGGCGCAGCCGGAGCCGAUAACGUCCAGUGACAGCAGCAUCGCUACCACAGAGCCGACCAAACCCUGUUGCCACAACGAGAAGCGAGCCUGCCUCUGCCUGCCUCUGCACCCCAAGUCCGCAGGAGAGUCGCAGUACAGCACCAAGCCUUUUGAACAGACACUCAGUGUGGAUCUGUGUGGAACAGCAGGUCUCACCCCUCCCACCACCCCGCCUCACAAACCAGUAGAGGAUGAGCUCUUCAAGCCGGCAGAGGGAGGAAAGAGUGGUGGAGGAGCUGGUGGUGGCAGCAGUGACGACGGUGGAGGAGGUGGCAGUGAGUCUGUUCACCCGGCUUCAAACACCAACACCAACAUUGCCACGAAGGGCUCAUCUUGGCUGAGCCGUGCCCACCACCAGAGGAAGCUUCCAGAGCAGACGGAGUUGUAUGCCCAGCUGCGGCGCAUGGGCCAGGCUGGUGACAGUGACACCCAUCGCAACUUUGGCGACCAUGACUACUGCGCACUGAGCCUUGGAGAGUCCCGCAAACGUAGUGCUGCCAUGCUCGGUGCCAUGUUGCAGGCACAAGGAGGGAGCGAUGGAGUUGGCACCCUAGUACCCAAAGCAGCUGACGACCAGGUAUCGGAGGAGAAGGAGAAGGGGGAGAGGCUGGUGACAUCAGAAGUCGCAGAAGCGAAGGAACAGCAGACGACCGGGGUGAUAUCAUCGCCGCUGUCGUCAGACAGCCAGUCGGCAGCAGCCACACCACCAACCUCAGAGGAAGAGGCGGACCGCUCACUGGCGUCUCGCUCGCCCUCGCCCAUCCUCCACCAGUGUCCCGACUCCCCCGCCAGCAAGACAGACUCCAGUGAGAACUCGGAGAUCUGUCCCGAUGACAAGCAGAGGAACAAAGCCAAGUCUGAUGAGGACAACUGCCAGGUGUUUUACAUCCACAACCUGCCAAGUAGCGUGACCCAGAACAUGCUGAGGAAACGCUUCCAGGUUUUCGGAAAAGCAGAGGACUGCAAAGUCAUCAUCUGCAACGAGGAGCGCUGUGGGGUGAUCAAGAUCCGCCAGUCAGGGGUUCAGAGGCACUGGAGAGAACGGGAGACAGUUUGCCAGAAUGGACCUGCAGGCCAAAGGAGGCUGACAAGAAAACGCUACAUAGACCUUGAUGAGGCGGGUCCGGGCCCUGUCAAGAGCAAGUAUGAUGCACUGGACUUUGACACUCUGCUGAAGGAGGCCCAGAAGUCCCUGCACCGCUGAUGGCACAGCGCCCUUGACUGGCCAGCCUUAGUAAACCGCAGCAACACCCCUCCGACUAUACGGCUCUGCCCUCAGACAGGCCUCUCAGUACCUCCAUGCAAGGCAACCUCGCAAAAUGUUUACAUUUUUACCAUUGGAAUAAAGUAACGAUAAGGACCUUGUUGUUUUUUAAGUUUCUUUCACCGGAGGAUACUGCUUAAAAACGAGGAAGCCACUGGGAGUCCGGAUGAGCUAAGAGACAAUGGAGGAACUAGGACUUCUAACACCAAUGGUACAACAGCUACAAACUAAUAAUGAUACAGUUCUCUGCUGAACAACAAUAACAAGCUGCUUCCUGUCUGUGUUGGUGACAUCUUCGCCCCGCCUUGGAAGCACGGGUGUGAGAGACCUCUGUAGCAAAUCCUUGCUAUCCCUGCGUUGCGUUGGUCGUCGUGAUGUGUGUUUCUGCGUGUGCGUGUUCUUUGUUCUGUUUGUUUUGUAAAAAAAAAAGUUGAAAAAAAAACCUCCCUAUUUUCAGCCAGGGGUGGUGAACCUGCAAGCUGUGUUCGCCAUGAAGUUGUGUGGUUGUGUAACCAGAGAAAAAAAACAAACAAAAAAAAAAAACCCUGCUUUGUUUUAGCGAAAAAUUGUGGAUGUUAUAAAUUUUAAAAUCUAUUGUGUGUGUGUUAUGGACAAAGACUAUAACUAAAAAACAUUUAACGUAAUCAUUUGAUGACUGAUAAAGUUUACAAAUCUAAAAUGAAGAAGAAAAAAAUCAUGUUUUUUUCUUUUUUGUAAUUGUAGUGCUUCCUUGAUUUGAUCUAUGCACUGUAAGGAGGUAAAUGUCUCCGCUGUCCUCCACUUUCCCUCUUUGACUCUAAUCUCUAACUCUGCCGUGCUGACUAUUUCGGCUUCUGCUACUGGCUGCUGUAGGCUUUGUUUGAUAGGCGCUUUGCUCAUUAAGACCUCAACCUUUUUUUUUACCAAUUUCAAACCAAUUCAAACAAAAACAAUCACAAGAAAAGCACUUACCUUGAAUGUUGCAGGUGUUGUGAAUUGGACAAAAUAAGCUAAAAUAAGAUACAUGUUGAGUUCAACUUUAUUUGGAUAGUCUGCUGUUGGCCAAUGUCCGAUAACAAGACUAUAAUGGUUCGCAAAGAGUUUUUUUAGAUUUGAUUUCAAAAAGCAGCUUAAAAAUAUUUACUGCUUGGUACCAAAACUGAUGACUGAACACCAAGGCUCCACUAUCCAAUAAAGUAUCACUGAACAUUGCUUAUUAGUAAAACUAUCAGCGUAGAUCUUUGAUACUCACAUGGAUUUGGUCCUCGAUUGCUUCUGAUACAUGAAAACGUGGCCCGCACCAAAUUUCUUCAGUUAUCCAGACUUUCAAUCAUCUGUGAAUGUUCAGAAAAUUAAGAGUCAGUUUUUACCAAACAGUUAUUACCAAACACUUUGUGCUUCAUUGGCUGAUACCAGCUAAAUUUCUUCCACAUCUGGAUGGGUCUUGAUGCAUCUUUGAUAGGGUCCCACUGAACAUAUGUCCAGUAAAAGCUGCAGCCUAAUGACACCCCCCGAAUGCCACAGCCAAUGCAACAGUUACUGUUUACAUUUGGACUGCAGCAAGCAGGACUAAAAUGGGGAAAUACACAUGGUAGCCAUUGGCGCUUUUAUACCACACUCGGUGUGAAAUCAUCACAUCCACACUUAGUCCAGGCCAUCCCAGUCCAAUCUUCUCUCACAUAAAGUUCAUCAGUCAAUACAGGACAAAGAACUGUAAACGGAAUUGAACUAUUUGGAUUGUCCAGGAUUUCUUUUUCCUCUGUGACACUGAGGUUGGGUUUCAAAAUUAUGAGCCAAUUUGCUUCCCAUAAUCCACCAGUGGAACAUUGCCAUAGCCAGACGUAGAUGAAUCUGUUGGUUCAAAUGGAAUGUAUUUAAGAAUCUGAAUGUAAUCAUCGUGUUUUCCCCAUUUCUGCUUGCCCAAAGAUUGUGGAGCUUUUUGGUGCUUAAAAGGUAGACUUGCUUAGUCGUCCAGCUGACUGCAUGCGACCGAUUCUGGCUUGAAGCGCAGUCCGGGUAGCGCCUAAUUUACAUUCCUCACACAGCCAGUAGCAGCCACCGUCAAAAGGGAGAGAGCCUCCAAGCCUGCCAAUACGGUGGCACCAAACAGCCACCUACAACAGCCAGGGAACGAGUGAGGGAUGGGCUUGAAAGUAAUGAAAAGAGCAAUUGGCCGAGAAUCCGAUUUCUCGUCCAGGAGGUACUGUAUCAGCUGAGCAUCUCUACCUCACAUCCAUCCAUCCUUGCUCCCCGUCUUUUUAUUUCCUCAGUCUACUGGAUGCUCUUCCCCUCCUCUUUUAUAAGUCUCUCACUCUUUGUUUUGUUGUUUUUUUGUCUAAAGUGUUCUCUGUGUGAGGUUUUCCCCAACUGAUGGGCAGUUAUGUGUAGUGGGGGGUUGAGUUAGAUUUUUUAUACUAUGACUCCUUCUACAUCUAAGUCCUCUGUAAAAGGAAUAAUCUCUAUCUUUCUCUAACACUAUCCUUCGCUUGCCUCAUAACGGUUUUAAGCGUGUCCGUUUCUUGGAGUCUCAAUCGUGUGUCUUUGUGAGUGUUUUGUCUUUGUCUCGUGUUUGAGUCGGACACUGCUGACGCUUGCGGGUUGGUGAGGAGGGGUCGGGAGGGGUUGAACAGCGGCUUGGUGGCUGGUUGGUCCUUGAGUGCACUUGGAAGGGAGGAUUCCCAGUCUUCUUUCCUUGUCCUCAUUUUCUUGUUUUCUUCAGGGACACGCCAUUCCUCCUCAUUUGCCUGUUCCUCCUCUCCUUGGCAAGGAAUUUCAAUAAGACGCAGCCCGACUCUUCCUCUAUCUUUAACCCUGUCGUUUUCGGACUCUGUGGGUUCAAGGCCUUGUUUCCAGGUCUUCUCCAAACCCUGGUAAACUCCCCCCUUUUUAACAAAUAACCCCUCUUUCCCCAUCCUCUUCCUUGUUCUUUCUCUAUCUAAUCAACUCCUUCUUAACACACACAAAAAACUGAAUGUUUACAUCACUUGAUUCUCCUUUAUCUUUAUUAGGAACGCACACUAAGUACAAAGGCGCCUUAUUCAGUGUUUUAAAAAAAAUAAGUGAAGUGGCCCUUGGAGGAUGGACCUUCUCCAGGCUCACUGAUGUCCAAAACUAAAAAAACAAUUUAGUUCUAUACAUACUGAUUAAGGAACAAGGUGUCAGGCAAAAAGAAAAAAAAGAAAAAAAAAUUGAAAUCGCAACAAAACUAAUCGCGAACAACUGAAUGAGUAUUUGUGCUUAGUAUGUAUACUACUAAAAAAGUGAGAGAAUGUGCUGGUUUACAUAUUAAAAAAGAAAAUAUAUGAAUAUAUAAUGUGUAUAUAGCACUAUGCCUCGUUGUAAACAUAAAAUGUAUUGUGUGUAUUUUUUAAGGGUGGCGGGUCACAGUUGAUUGCUAAUCAGACAGGAGAUGGUCAGGUCGGUUUUGUUCCAGUGAGUUUUUGUUUGUUCAGUGCAGGGAGGAAAUGAAGGGAAACAAUUUACGUUGAAAUUACUUCACCCAAAGUCCAACACUGCUGUAAAAGAAAGACAAAAAAGAUACAAGUAUCCCUUUAGACUAUCACACUAGGACGUUCUAUUUCUUUGCUGUUUUGAAAUGACUAAAUAUUUUGGAUUAUUUGUUGUUUUUUUUUUUUGUUUUGUUUUCUUAAAAAGCAAUUUGAGAUGCAAUACAUAAUAAUCUUAUCUUUAAGAAAGCCUUUCCGAAAAACUGAGGUAAUAAUGUACAGUGCAUGGUUGGUUGUUGAACUACAACACGGGCGAUCUUUAAGCUGCAGAUUCAAUAGGCUACUGUACUGUGUGUAGACUGCUGUUAAACACGAAAAAAAAAUCCUAAAAACAAAUUACAGGAAGAAUGUGGUCAGUCGAGUUGUAAAGACGUAUACAAAACAAAUUGUACUAAUAUACUCUUGCACAAAUAACGUCCCAAGUACUGAAAUAUCUUCACAAUAUUCUCUUCUCAUUGAAAGGAAGCUGUUCUAUGUUAUAACCUCACUGAUGGUACACAGGUUUGUUCAAAUCUGAGUUGCAUUGGACACUUGUAUUACACUAUCAGCUAAUAAUUAUACAUGUAAGAAUUCUGGUAAAAGAAUGUGGGAGGGAGGAAAAGAAAAAAAAGAAAGUUGUUGCUGGUUUGACCCCAUUAGAUAUUUUCAGACUAGUUGAUACAGAUGAGGUUGAAACUGUAGAAAUCCCAAUUCCACUGCUGCACCUUUCCUACAUGCCAAAAAGGAAGCAUUUGGAUUAAAUUAAUUACAAUGAAAUACAGAAGUUACAGAAGAGGAAAGGAGAAGUUUGCUUUCAAACCCAUGUGGAAGGUUUUACAAUUUUGUUACCUUAGUAUGCUUUCAGUUAGCAAAUUGUUAGUUUGCUAACCUUUUUACAUGACAACCAUUUUAUGCGGCAAAACUAGUUCCUGUUUGGCCUGUUGCUUUAUCCUUUCUGUGGAGGAGAAACCUCCACCAUUUCUACGCGUAGUCCAAAAUUUGAACUUCCACUUAUUUGAGGAAAUCUUGAGACGUCGGCAUGUGGUGGGGUUUCUACAGUGGCUGCUGCUGUGCCUGUGAGGGUGCCUCCAUUGUUACAGAGGUGAAUGACAUCGAAACGACCCCAUUUUUCAUCAUGGCAAGCCUUAAAAAUCAAUCGGGGGGAAAACAAAGCUACCACUAGCUUUUAGUAUUUCCGUUUCAACUCCUUUCCAAUCCAACGUGGUUUAUUAUUAAAUAAUUACUGACGUAAUUAAAACUUUUUUCAAUAGCCAUAUUAUAAAAAGGUAUAUACAUAUAUAUGAAUAUAUAUUUGUGUGUUUGUGUAGAUAUCUAGAUGAUUAUAUACUUUCUUAUAGAAAACUUUGAUGUUGACCAUUCUCCUCUGUGUUUUGAGAACACGUUGACACAUUUCAACAUAAUACUGCUGUCCGCUUGGUCUAGGUCCUAGGUCGAUGGGCAACGAAUCCAAAUAAAAAAGAAAAAUGUUACAAAAAAAAAAAAAAAAAAGAAAAACAUAACAAAAAAACCUUCCAAAGGGAAUUACCCUCAUCAGAAUGCAAUACCUUUCUUUCCACUAUUCAUUUCAGAAAAAUGGAAAAUGGCAA
This is a messenger RNA of Toxotes jaculatrix (banded archerfish), 7954 nucleotides long. RefSeq names its product peroxisome proliferator-activated receptor gamma, coactivator 1 beta (gene ppargc1b). The transcript is spliced from 12 exons. Gene Ontology annotation, cellular component: nucleus. Lineage: Eukaryota; Metazoa; Chordata; Actinopteri; Toxotidae. Gene Ontology annotation, biological process: positive regulation of transcription by RNA polymerase II. Gene Ontology annotation, molecular function: transcription factor binding; nucleic acid binding. The record is from RefSeq and is a predicted model, not a curated record. The coding region runs from base 1 to 2823 and encodes 940 amino acids.